UAAACCGUCGAUUAUUAGGUUGGUCAAUUCGGUUCGGUGCGGAUUCGGCCGACUGCAUUAUCCGACCGAGAGGAAAACAGAUCCAGUCGGUUAAAUCCAUCUUCUUCUUCUCAUCUCUAUCCUUAAGAAGCUUUUCAUUAAUCUUUGAAUUAUGAUUUCCAUGCUAAAGUUACGCCUGGUUUAUCUCUCUAACUUCAAGGGACAAUCGUCAUCGCUAUCGCAGUCACUAUUUGGUGCUUCCAGUCAUUUCCCUCAUGGACGCUCAACUAGUAGAAUCCUUGAGAUACUUCACAAUCGUGUGGGCCUGUCGUCCAAUAGAAACACAAGUAUUGGAUUUAGAACAUUUUGUUCCUCCCAAGAUCUUACAACUAAGAAGUGUGUGUCUUGCUCCUCUGUGGACAUGAAACCAAUGAGUGAAGAAGCAGCCAAUGGUCUUCUACCAAAGGUUCCAGAAUGGAAUUUAGUUAAUGAGGGUGAAGUAUGGAAACUGUGUCGGUCCUGGAAAGUGAAGACUUUCGCCCGAGGCAUGCAGUUUCUUCAGUCUGUUGCUGAAACUGCUGAAACAGAAGGUCACCAUCCAGAUCUUCACCUUGUGAACUGGAACAAUGUCACAAUCGAAAUAUGGACGCAUUCUGUUGGUGGACUAACAGAAAAUGAUUUCAUUCUGGCUGCUAAGAUAAAUGCUCUCAAAUUGGAUCACCUUCUGAGAAAGAACCCAGUUUGAUUUUCUCCUAAACCUUGUUUUUCAGCUUUUCUUUUCGUCGAUGUUGAAAUAAUACGACUUACUUUGGAUCUUGUUCCGACUUAAAAGUGAAUUUUUGAUCCCCUCUUCUAGCCUAGCGGCAAAAAGAGGUGGAUAUCAACCCUAAGUUCCUGGGUUCGAGCCCGUCGGGCGGCAAGUUCUGCGCCUGGUUAAAUGAUUAAGUGUGUUUGCGGGCUACAUACUUAAUCCGUUGUCCUAUUUUUUGUCCCAUUUUUUAAAAGUGAAUUUUUGGGUAUUUUAUAAUGUUCUAAAAAUAAAAAACUAAAGUUAUUUUA
Impatiens glandulifera is the source of this 1038-nucleotide messenger RNA. RefSeq names its product pterin-4-alpha-carbinolamine dehydratase 2, mitochondrial. The record is from RefSeq and is a predicted model, not a curated record. Bases 152 to 724 code for a protein of 190 amino acids. Gene Ontology annotation, molecular function: 4-alpha-hydroxytetrahydrobiopterin dehydratase activity. NCBI's taxonomy places the organism in Eukaryota, Viridiplantae, Streptophyta, Magnoliopsida, Ericales, Balsaminaceae. Gene Ontology annotation, cellular component: mitochondrion. Gene Ontology annotation, biological process: tetrahydrobiopterin biosynthetic process. The transcript is spliced from 7 exons.